UACACGGCACUCCAAGUUGCAGCGAAAAAAGGUCGUGACGACUGCGUGGCGUUCUUGCUCCAGGAGGGCGCAGACGUGAACCAGCGAGAUGUAAGUCAUUACUAUACGAAUUCACUCACUACAAUAAUACUUUAUCACUCCUUGCCUCAGUCCGACGGCUUCAGUGCAUUACACGAGGCAGCUUUUCUCGGCCACGACAACAUUGCAAGGAUCCUGUUGCGGCACGGAGCCGACAAGACUUUCAUCAACUCGGAAGGUGCCACCGCAUUGGAUUUGGCUGUGCGUCAUGGAAACGGAGUCAUCGCGCACAUGCUCGCAGAAGGCCAUUCCGCCGAUCGAGGGUUCUACUAGACCAAAAUCUGACUUGAAUAAAAAAGUAUGCCUCUAUUUUGUGUUUCACUGGUGUACAAUGUCAACUGAGACCAUGGAGUCGUCGGAUGAGGACGGGCCCAUCGCGACGUCCACGAGCUGGCGCUAUUGCCUGCACAUUGCGUACUACGGGACGGGAUUGGUGGGGUGGCAACGGCAGCAGCAGGAGACCAAAAGCAGCUCGGGCCACGACAGUGUGCAGGAAGUGAUGGAAGCCGCCGUAACGGAGACUUUGGGGGCCUCUAAGCGAGUCAACGUCACUGGAGUCAGCCGCACGGAUGCAGGCACCCACGCACUCUAUCAAUUUGGCUUCAUUCGACUCAAUUCGGAGCUGCACAUGACGAUGGACGAGCUGAAGGACCGCAUCAAUGCCAAGCUGGGGAAUGGUCGAGUGGUAGUGCUUGGAGUGACUGUACCAACGAUGGGUCCAUCACGGAUUCGAUCACGCUACAAGAAGUACAUUUACUACUUGCAGCAAGGGCAUCGACCAGAUCUGGAGCUGGGCAAAUACUCGUGGUUUCUUGGAAGAAGACUUGAUAUUCAACGGAUUCGUGAUGCACUGAAGUUUUUAGAGGGAACGCACGAUUUCAGGCCAUUCUCGCAGGGGUUAUUGAAGCCAAAGUACGAGGAUAUGACAACAGUGAGGACAGUCAUCUCGGCCAAAGUGGUUGUUCGACGCAAUGUGAACUUUUCGCUAGACCCCCAAGUGUCCGGCAGUGGCGAGGAGGUUAUUGACGUUGCUGAUAUGUAUCGCGAACCAAGCAAUAGUAUUGUUUACGAUAAACACAAUUCGGACGAUAGCAACGCUGUAGCCACAGGUGACCACAAGAAGAGGAAGGUCGAGCAAGCGAAAGUAGGCGCAACAGUGCAUUUCGUCUGCAUUGAGCUUGUGGCCAACGGAUUCUUGCGGCACAUGGUACGACGAAUCAUUGGAACAUUGCGGCCGAUUGGAGAAGGUGCCCAGCCUGCGACCCGAAUGCAACAGGUCCUCAAUGGUGAAGUCCAACCCGGUCCGUCUGCACCGACAAAAGCUCUCUGGUUGCAUCGCACUUGGUUGACACAAGAGGAGUACGAUAGAGACUGCGCAGUGGAGUGUUGCACUUUGUAGAUUUGCUGAGGAAUUUUUCAGCUUGUUUGUCGUCUUCCACGCGAGCAGGUGGCACACGUUUUGCCAUUUUCAACAUGGAGGAGUAGACAAUCCUGCCACCUUAGAAUGAACGGAAUGUUUACCAAUCUUGCUUCGAAGUACACUUUCUAGAGUCAUGAAACGAU
This is a messenger RNA of Phytophthora nicotianae INRA-310, 1641 nucleotides long. Its product is annotated as tRNA pseudouridine(38-40) synthase, variant 1. The transcript is spliced from 6 exons. Gene Ontology annotation, molecular function: pseudouridine synthase activity; RNA binding. Lineage: Eukaryota; Oomycota; Peronosporomycetes; Peronosporales; Peronosporaceae. Gene Ontology annotation, biological process: tRNA pseudouridine synthesis. The coding region runs from base 287 to 1477 and encodes 396 amino acids. The record is from RefSeq and is a predicted model, not a curated record.